Molecule: messenger RNA, 799 nt
Organism: Arabidopsis lyrata subsp. lyrata
Lineage: Eukaryota; Viridiplantae; Streptophyta; Magnoliopsida; Brassicales; Brassicaceae
Product: UPF0725 protein At3g25080
Exons: 2
Coding region: 44-667 (207 amino acids)
Source: RefSeq, a predicted model, not a curated record
AACCAAUAAGUUCGACGGGGGUAAAUGCUACUUCCCAGGUAACAUGCCUGAGUGGCCGACAGAGGAUCCUUUCGACAAUGGAAAGCGGUUUUACGUGUUGAAAAAUUCAGAGAUGCAAGACAAUGACUGGAUUCGGCUAUAUUUGGAACUUGCAGUCGCCAAAUAUACAAGCGACAAAAAGGAUCCUGAUCUGUCCAACUUGAAGAUUGUGAAUGUGGCAAUAGAUAUCCAAGAUCUGAAUGAGGGACUCAAUGCCAAAAAUGCAACUGUCUACAUAAGUUACAAGGACGAGGCUCGGGUGGGUAAGGAUGUUGAUCGCAUAGCUAUAGCUAGAAGAAACUUUGAUGAGCGUACAGGGUGUUUCAGUCUCAUGGGUAAGCAUCAGAGUUUAGAAAUUAUACCAAAAAAGGGUGAGAAUCAGAGUGAGGACGACCCGUGUGACGAUGUUGAUCACAUUAGAAGAAGCUUCUAUGAGCAUACAAGAUGCUUCAAUCCCAAGAAUCAGGAUUUGAGUGCAGAAAACAAGUGUAAGUAUCAGCGUGUUAUCCGGCGUUUACGCGUUAUCAAACCGUGGCGGUUUUCGAGUCCUAGGCGUUGGCAGCCCGAGCCUUACAGAAAAAGUUGCUGUCGCUGUACUCCUCGUCUGCACAAGACAAGAUCCAUUUGAAAAUGUUAAUCAGAGAAUAAACUAUUAAUGGUUUUUGUGCAAUUUGUGUGGUUUCUAUAAUGUCCUCUGCUUGAGACUAAUUUAACAUAUGUCUACUUUAUUCAUUGAGACUGGAAGAGAAGUUCUAAUCUU